AUGAAGAACCAACCAUUCGUGCUCCGUCGAUAUGACGUAAACUUUCUGGUUCUACCGAUGAAGUAUCUGGAGGAAAUACGCCUCAUAGCUCCAUCCAAGCUCAGUAGCAAAGGCGCACAGACCGGAAACCUUGCUCCAGAGUACACAUCGAUGCAGUUUCUGUUCCAUUCCAACCUCCACCUUGACGUUCUUAAGAAGAAACUCACACCUGAGCUCUAUGACUAUGUGAACAAGGCCAAAGAGGAACUAGCCUAUGGCUGGCAUCGUGAUCUACCUCACAAUCAUGAUUGGACUGAGAUCCCUAUCGAGCAUCAUUUACGGAUGCUUGUUGCACGCAUGACUGCCAAGGUCUUUAUGGGUAAUCCGACAUGUCGGGAUCCGGAGUGGCUGAAAAUUUCAGUCGAUUUCUCUGUGGAUUUAUUUACCACGGCAUUCACGAUCAAAAUGUUUCCACCUUGGAUGUAUGGCCUGGUCGCUCGACUUAUUCCUGCUAGAUAUCGCACUUUCCGUCAAUUGAAGGCCGGCAGAAGGAUUGUUGGCGUGCUCACACAGCAGCACAACGUUGUAAAAGAGAAGAGGCAAAUGGGUGAAGAGGUCGAAGAAGAGGAUACACUUCUCAACUGGAUGCUGGAUCAUGGCACGCCGAGUGAAGUCGAAGUGCAUGAGAUGGGUGCCCGUCAAUGUGUCUUAACCCUCGCCAGUAUUCACACGACUGCUUCGAGUGUGUCAAAUAUGAUCUACGACCUAUGCGCUUAUCCUAAGUGGAUUGAAGUCUUGAGAGAAGAAGUCAUGGAGAUCUCCAACGAACUGGGACCCCCUGGCCAGGUUCCGAAUGUUAGCGCAAAGGAGUGGUGCACACGACUGGACAAGCUCGACAGCUUUUUCGUCGAAAGUCAAAGACACAACCCCGUCCUCCUCCCCAUUGCACAUAUAUCAGUCAAUCCGCAACGGCUGGCUUACCAGGACAUCAAACUCAAGGAUGGCACGAUCGUUCCUGCUGGGUCACGACUUGCGUUUGCUAACUACGAGCACUCGAUGGACCCCGAUGUUCAUUCUAAUCCCGCAGACUUUGAUCCCAUGCGCAAUUAUCGCAAGCGUAUGUCGGCCCCUGACCAGCUAGAUCUGCACAAAGCUGGCAUGACCCACCCUAACAACCUGGCAUUUGGCUACGGCAAUCAAGCAUGCGCGGGUAGGCAGUUUGCUGUUGCUGAGAUCAAGCUCAUCAUGGCUCGUCUUCUCUAUGAGUUUGACUUCAAGUUUCCUGAGGGCAAGUCUCGACCCAAGACCCAGCAUGUCAAUGAAAACUGUUUUACAGAUCAGAGCAUGACCCUUAUGAUGAAGAAGUUAUAA
This is a messenger RNA of Penicillium longicatenatum, 1350 nucleotides long. Its product is annotated as cytochrome P450. Bases 1 to 1350 code for a protein of 449 amino acids. Lineage: Eukaryota; Fungi; Ascomycota; Eurotiomycetes; Eurotiales; Aspergillaceae. The transcript is spliced from 4 exons. Gene Ontology annotation, molecular function: heme binding; monooxygenase activity; oxidoreductase activity, acting on paired donors, with incorporation or reduction of molecular oxygen. The record is from RefSeq and is a predicted model, not a curated record.